Messenger RNA from Mastomys coucha (southern multimammate mouse), 2373 nucleotides. RefSeq names its product caprin-1-like. Gene Ontology annotation, molecular function: RNA binding. Gene Ontology annotation, cellular component: cytoplasm. NCBI's taxonomy places the organism in Eukaryota, Metazoa, Chordata, Mammalia, Rodentia, Muridae. The record is from RefSeq and is a predicted model, not a curated record.
AUGCCCUCGGCCACCAGCCACAGCGGAAGCAGCAGCAAAUCAUCGGGACCGCCACCGCAGUCGGGUUCCUCCGGAGGGGCAGCUGCGCCAGCUUCUCAGCAUCAGGCAACCAGCACUGGCCCGGUCCAGACCAAGGCCAUGAAGCAGAUUCUCGGCGUAAUUGACAAGAAACUUCGGAACCUGGAGAAGAAAAAGGGUAAACUUGAUGAUUACCAGGAACAAAUGAAUAAAGGGCAAAGGCUCAAUCAAGAUCAGCUGGAUGCCAUAUCUAAGUACCAGGAAGUCACAAAUAAUUUGGAGUUUGCAAAGGAAUUACAGAGGAGUUUCAUGGCAUUAAGUCAAGAUAUUCAGAAAACAAUAAAGAAGACAGCACGUCGGGAACAGCUUAUGAGGGAAGAAGCAGAACAGAAGCGCUUAAAAACUGUGCUUGGGUUACAGUAUGUAUUGGAUAAGCUGGGAGAUGAUGAUGUGAGAACGGAUCUGAAACAAGGUUUGAGUGGAGUGCCAAUAUUGUCUGAAGAGGAGUUGUCCUUGUUGAAUGAAUUCUACAAGCUAGUAGACCCUGAGCACGACAUGAGUUUAAGGUUAAAUGAGCAGUAUGAACAUGCCUCCAUUCACUUGUGGGAUUUGCUGGAAGGGAAAGAAAAGCCUGUAUGUGGAACAACCUAUAAAGCUCUAAAGGAAAUUGUUGAGCGUGUUUUUCAGUCAAACUACUUUGACAGCACUCACAAUCAUCAAAAUAGGUUGUGUGAGGAGGAAGAGGCAGCUUCAGCACCUACAGUGGAAGACCAGGUUGCUGAAGCUGAACCUGAGCCAAAGGAAAAAUACACAGAGCAAAGUGAGGUUGAAUCAACAGAGUAUGUCAAUAGGCAGUUCAUGGCAGAAACACAGUUCAGCAGUGGUGAGAAGGAACAAGUGGAUGAUUAUAACCAGAGUUUUUCCAGUCAGCCUCACCAAGUGGAACAAACAGAGCUUCAACAAGACCAGCUGCAAACAGUGGUUGGCACAUACCGUGGAUCCCAGGACCAGCCUCAUCAAGUGCCUGGUAACCACCAGCAGCCCCAGCAGAACACUGGCUUUCCAUGGAGCAGUCAGCUUUAUUACAAUAGCCGUGGUGUAUCUCGAGGAGGGUCUCGUGGUGCCAGAGGCUUGAAGAAUGGAUACAGGGGCCCUGCCAAUGGAUUUAGAGGAGGAUAUGAUGGUUAUCGCCCUUCAUUCUCAAACACUCCAAACAGUGGUUAUACACAGUCUCAGUUCAGUGCUCCCCGGGACUACUCUGGCUACCAGCGGGAUGAAUAUCAGCAGAAUUUCAAGCAAGGCUCUGGGCAGAGUGGACCACGGGGAGCCCCACGAGGUCGUGGAGGGCCGCCAAGACCCAACAGAGGGAUGCCACAAAUGAACACUCAGCAAGUGAAUUGAUGUGAUACACAGGAUUAUGUUUAAUCGCCAAAAGCACACUACCAUAAUAUGUUACCAGGAGAGUUAUUAUCUAUUUGUUCUCCCUUUCAGGAAACUUAUUGUAAAGGGACUGUUUUCAUCCCAUAAAGACAGGGCCGCAAUUGUCCGCUUUAUAUUACCUGGAUAUGGAAGGAAACUAUUUUUAUUCUGCAUGUUCUGUCCUAAGCCUCAUCUUGAGCCUUGCACACAAUAUUCUGAUUCCUCACCCUUGCUUAGGAAUAAAACAUUAUAUACUUAUGGGGUGAUAAUAUCUCCAUAGUUAGUUGAAGUGGCUUGAAAAAAAAAAUGCAAGAUUGACUUUUUGACCUUGGAUAAAAUCUACAAUCAGCCCUAGAAUUUAUUCAGUGGUAAUUGACAAAGUUAAAGCAUUUUCCUGGAAAGGAAGAUGGAAGGAGUGGAGUGUGGUUUAGCAAAACAACUGCUUUUCCCAUUAAAUUGGAGCACCAACAGAUUAAAAGCAUACUAAAUUAUGCAUGGGUCCUUAAUCACACAAGUGAGGCUGCCUACUAGCCUUGACAUAGCACUCACAAGUCUUCUGGCCAAAUGACUGUGAUUAAAAACACGUGUAAAUUGCUCUUUAGUAGUGGAUACUGUGUAAGACAAAGCCAAAAUGCAAAUCAGGCUUUGAUUGGUUCUUCUGGAAAAUAUGCGUCAAAUAUGGGGUAUAAUCUGGAUGGGCUGCUUCUGUGCUCUAUGUGAACUACUUAGAUACCUUUCGAACACGUAACAGUUCUGAACAAUGCCUUACAUGAGGAUUGGUCCUGUUUGUCAUUCCUCCCGAUAACUGCAUUGUCAUCACUAAUCCUUGGAUCUUGCGGUAUUGUUACUCAAAUUGGUAAUAGGUACUGACGAAAAUCUCUAAUGGAUGGAUAAUCAACACUUUUGGUCACAUGUUUUUCUCCUGCAGCCUGAAAG